AGGAAAAAGGGGUGGAUGUAACCGGUGUCGGUGAUGAAACCCUAUCCGUCCGUGAUUUUCCAAACAUAUCCGCAGGACGCUUUUCGUUUUUAAUACUCGUGGUGCAUAGACUUCACAUUGGAAAACAAACAAACAAACAAACAAACAAAGGUGCGCAUGCGCUGAGGGACAGAGCGGCAGCAUCAGCACCAAAGUGCAGCAUCUUCUUCCCAACCCCAGUUCAUCUUUCAGCUUCCUGCUUUGGAGAAAUUUCAUCCUGUCUGUAGAGAAUGAGUGACGAGGAGAACCCGGCAGCUGAACCCGUACAGGUCCUGGAUGUGCAGGGUGACGGACGCUGGAUGUCACAGCACAACCGCUUCUUGCAGGAGUGUAAGGACGCCGAACCUGACGUGCUGUUUGUAGGAGACUCCAUGGUUCAGCUGAUGCAGCAAUAUGAGGUGUGGCGGGAGCUCUUCUCUCCGCUCCAUGCGCUCAACUUCGGGAUCGGCGGAGACACGACGUGCAAUGUCCUGUGGAGGCUGCAGAACGGAGAACUGGAGAACAUCAGGCCACGGGUGGUGGUGCUGUGGGUCGGAACCAAUAAUCACGAACACACGGCGGAGCAGGUUGCAGGGGGAAUCGUGACCAUCGUGCAGCUGCUCAUCUCACGCCUCCCUAAAGCCAAGAUCGUCGUCCUGGGUCUGUUACCCAGAGGCGAGUUCCCGAACCAUCUGCGAGAGAAGAACGUGGCCGUAAACACUUACCUGCGCUGCGCCCUCCCCGGCCUCGGACCCGUGCAGUUUCUGGAUGUGGGCGCCGGCUUUGUGCACUCCGACGGCACCAUUUCCUGCCGGGACAUGUUCGACUUCCUGCACCUGACGGCCGGCGGGUACGGUGCCAUCGCUGCUCCCCUGCACGAGCUGCUGCUCCAGCUGUUGGAAGAGACGCCGCAGGAGAGACGGGCCUCUCUCGUGUGACGGGAGGCGACCGGACCACGGCGACGUUCGGAGAGGCAGAGUUCAGGAAUCCACCUUGCUCUCUGGCUGGAACACAUACACCAUUACAUAAUAUAUGGAGAGUGUGUGAGUGUGUGAGUGUGUGAGAGAGAAAGAGUCAUAAAUGUUGGCGGCAAAAUGUGAAAAAAGUGAGAAAUUUCUUUGCUAAUUCUCAGAAAUGUGUUUUAAAUGCUUUUUUUGUGUGUGUGUAAUGUGCUUUAAUUUAUUUAAGUCAUUCUGGAGUCUGUGGCAAAGUCCUCACAAAUAUAAAUAAAUAAAUAUAUAUAUAUAUAUAUAUAUAUAUAUAUAUAUAUAUAUAUAUAUAUAUAUAUAUAUAUAUAUAAUAUAUAUAUAUACACUACACUGAGCAUUGUGUGUGUGUGUGUGUGUGUGUGUGUGUGCUGCCAUGCGUUUAGUAUAGCACUAAUACUGCCAGCUUCUUACACACACGCUUCUGGGAGGAUCUAUUCAGUAUACAAUGAAGACGAAUACUAUAUUUUAAAUCACACACACACACACACACACACACACACACGUAUUCCAUAUCUACAAGAAAAUCUAAUGAACCCAAUAACUAAUGUAUCCCCAGAUCAUUCCAACACUUUUCUAUUAAUAAAAUGUCUAAAUCGUUAUGUACAGAUUAGCAUGAAAGCUAUGUUAGCGUCCACUUCCUUUUCAACUUUACGAUUACUAACUGAUAAUUGAGAGCUGUUCAAAAUGGCCACCCUAAUAAUGUCCCAUAGUUAAGCUACAUGGACAAUUUUUAAAACCAUAUUCAUGAAUGAGAGUAAGCAGUGCGUGCUACACCUUGUCAGCUAGCAGAAGUUUAGCUCCAUUAGCCAUAUUUGAAUGACUGAAUACAUGUAUCCCUCUCUAUAUUUCUAUCUCUCUAUCUGUGUGUGUGUGUGUGUGUGUGUGUGUUAUAUACAGAAACAGAAUCCAUCUAUCUUAAAGUAUAUAUAAAAAAAAACUCUGGACAUGUACAGUGCAUGAACUCUGUGUGUGUGUGUGUGUGUGUGUGUGUGUGUGUGUGUGUGUAUAGUCCAUCAUUUACUCCCUAUAUAUUUCCAGUCAAAGAAACACCCCACGUCUGUUUUUGUGUGUAUAUACCAUGUGCUAAUGUCAGUCACAGAGUGUUAGCUUAGCCGCACUGCCACGCGACAAAGAUUGUAUGAAACUUUCCAUUAAAGAAAAAAGGAAUGUCAA
Molecule: messenger RNA, 2180 nt
Organism: Silurus meridionalis
Lineage: Eukaryota; Metazoa; Chordata; Actinopteri; Siluriformes; Siluridae
Gene: pafah1b2
Product: platelet-activating factor acetylhydrolase 1b, catalytic subunit 2
Exons: 6
Coding region: 270-956 (228 amino acids)
Source: RefSeq, a predicted model, not a curated record